CUUUGUGCGUGUGGGUGGCUCAUGAGUUUUCGGGGCUGGCUCGGCGUCGCUAAACUGCUGCCCGCCUCCUGCAGUCGUCGUCCGAUUCUCGUCACCGCCAGUCCGAAAACAAACACGCGUGUUGCUGUGAACAUGGCGGAGGAGGCGAAGAAACUAGCCGCCUACGCUGCGGUGGACAACCACGUGAAGAACAAUCAGGUGGUUGGAGUCGGCAGUGGCUCGACCAUCGUCUAUGCAGUGGACAGACUGGCGGCGAGAGUGCGCCAGGAGAAGAUGAACAUCAUCUGUGUGCCCACCUCCUUCCAGGCCCGUCAGCUGAUUGUGCAGCAUGGACUGAUGCUGUCGGAUCUGGACAGACACCCCGAGCUGGAUGUUACCAUCGACGGCGCGGAUGAGGUGGACGCAGAUCUGACGCUGAUCAAAGGCGGAGGCGGCUGCUUGACUCAGGAGAAGAUCGUCGCCGGCUGCGCCCGACAUUUCGUCGUCAUCGCAGACUACAGGAAAGACUCCAAAGCUCUGGGCCAGCAGUGGAAGAAGGGCGUUCCCAUCGAGGUGGUCCCCAUGGCCUACGUCCCCGUCUCUAGGAAGAUCGUCCGACUUUUCGGAGGGGAGGCCAAUUUGCGUAUGGCGGUCAGUAAAGCUGGUCCCGUGGUGACGGACAACAGCAACUUCAUCCUGGACUGGAAGUUUGAGCGCCCUCACAACUGGAAGGACGUCAACAGCGCCAUCAAGAUGAUUCCGGGGGUGGUGGAGACGGGACUGUUUGUGGCCAUGGCCGAGCGCGUCUACUUCGGCACGGAAGACGGGCGCGUGCAGGUUCGUGACGCGCCGAUCGACUGAGGACCGCAACCCGGGCUCAUCUCGCCACAUUGUACUCGUCCCGAUCGAGUCAAGUGUUUGAAUCCGAUGGAUCCGAUAUAAAGUAUGUGCCUUGACAUCGUAGCUGCAGUUGUAUUGAGAAGGAAGUCAAAUGAAGACACUUGGAUGUUGUAAUAUGAAAACCAAUGUACAGGUAGCGCUUCCUGUGUCUCCACUUCUCACACCCAAAAAAAAAAAAAAACUUGCCUCUCCACCAUCUUGUUUUUGGUGCCUGCGCCACAACUACGCCUACAUCUUCCGCUACACCAAAGUGUAUGUUUUGCACCAACUUUUUAAGAAUUCCAAACCUGACUGUGAUCGAUGAAUUUGACGGUAUCGAGUACUCCUUUGUUUUUCUAUUGCGCCAAGAACUAUUCAAAUAAACUUCAUCGUGUGA
Phycodurus eques (leafy seadragon) is the source of this 1255-nucleotide messenger RNA. It is a transcript of the gene rpia, whose product is annotated as ribose 5-phosphate isomerase A (ribose 5-phosphate epimerase). Gene Ontology annotation, biological process: pentose-phosphate shunt, non-oxidative branch; D-ribose metabolic process. Gene Ontology annotation, molecular function: ribose-5-phosphate isomerase activity. The transcript has 9 exons. Bases 22 to 840 code for a protein of 272 amino acids. The record is from RefSeq and is a predicted model, not a curated record. Gene Ontology annotation, cellular component: intracellular membrane-bounded organelle. Lineage: Eukaryota; Metazoa; Chordata; Actinopteri; Syngnathiformes; Syngnathidae.